This is a messenger RNA of Spinacia oleracea (spinach), 2410 nucleotides long. RefSeq lists its product as uncharacterized. The record is from RefSeq and is a predicted model, not a curated record. NCBI's taxonomy places the organism in Eukaryota, Viridiplantae, Streptophyta, Magnoliopsida, Caryophyllales, Amaranthaceae. The transcript is spliced from 2 exons. The coding region runs from base 377 to 2410 and encodes 677 amino acids.
AUUUUGUGCAACACUACCUUUAAGUUUGGACGUUUUGUGAAUUACUACCUUAUAAAAAAGUUUUUUAAUUUUGCUACCUUAUAAGUUUGUUUAGUUUGAGUAACACUACCUUGUAACAGUUUCUGUCAAAUUCCUCCGUUUGUGGGCCCCACCUCCAACGUUUCCCUCCAUUUGCUUUCCCACCAACUUCUAUCUUCUCCUUUCUCUUUCCUCUGUCAUUUUUCUUUUCCUCUGCUUCACAUUUAUUCUUCUCUCCUUCAAUCUCAACCACAAACCCUAAAGCCAUAAUUGAUGAUGCUACACUUCUGAAUCUUCUUCAAGUCAAGAGAUUCUUCUCUUUAUUACGCGCAGUGGUCCAAAAGAAGAUCUUGGAAAGAUGAAAACGACAGGAAGUGGUCCAAAGGAUAAGGGAAAGGGGAUAAUGCCAACGAACCGACAAGGUGGAUCCCAAAUCAGGAAUGAGCAGUUGGGUUACAUUGAUCUUGCAAUAUGGAUGGGGGGAAAGUUUGUUUUCAAUAAGGGGGAAACUGAUUAUGUUGGUGGGAAGUUGUAUACUAGAUUGACAGUGUGGUUGCAUGAGUUAACUGUUUUUAGUUUGAGGGAGCUUGUAAUGAAAGGGAUGAGUGGAACUAUAGGGAGGAUUAUUGAGAAUUUCAGUGUAUGGUUUAGGCUACAUGGGAUGAAUUUGACUAAGGGUAGGAAGAUUAUACACACUCAUGAUGAUAUAGGGAGGUUAUUGGAGACAAAAGAUGGGUCUAACAGGGUGAUUUUGUACAUUAUUGAGGAAUCCAAACCAGCUUUUAUUGGCCCAUCUGUUACCUACCAAACUGCCAACUUUAAACCACCAAGACCACUGAAACAAGCUACACAAAGCAAUCCUUCUGGGCCACAAAGAACACUGACCCAGCCCAUUACAACCAAACCUGCUGGCCCAUCAACAGUGACCCUAAAACAAGUGAAAAUGGAACCACUUCAGUCAAAGUUUUCCCUAGUUAGGAGAAGCCCAAGGCUUGGUUUUGAUCCUGAUGUGAUUUACAUGGGAAAGGGUACAGGGCCAAGUGAGAAUCCAUCCACUGUAAAAGAACCCAACAAAACCCAAUUAAAAAAGCCAAUUGCUUCAGCCACUGUCAAAGCAAGUGUUCCUAAACCUAUUCCCUCAAAUAUAUCUUCAGUUGAUCCUCACACUCCAAGUACAGAACCAACAGAAAUCCCUCCUCAUACCACCACCACUCCCACAAAACCUUCAAAAACACCUCUGCCUGCAAACCCACCUCUUCUUAGUCCAGAUUUGAAGACCUCUACCCCUAGGAGAAAGAGUGUAGCACAGAAGGGGAAAAAGGUCAAAGGAAAAGCAGGAAAAGUAGGGAAGAAAAAGGGGAAAGGAAAGAAAAAGGAUCCUGGGGACUGUUUAUUUGAAAAUGAUGAGUUUGGUGAUUGGUCUGAAAGUGAUUCAGACUUUUCAGAUUUAGAUGUGGAGUUUGAACCAGGGGAAGAGGACAGAAAACAACUAGAGGAGGAUGAGUUGUUCUGUGAGCCAUUGUCUACUGUGUUGAGGGGAAAUAAGAGGGUAGAUAAGGUUGCAGCACCUGAGGUGGAAGAACAAGUGGAUCUAGCACCUGAGGUGGAAGAACAAGUGGAUCUAGAACAUGAGGUGGAUUAUGAUUCAGAGGAGCUUAGAAGUCUUUGUGGUUCAGAUGAUGAAGUAGAUCCAUAUCCUACCUUUAAUCCAGAGUCAGACUUCAAGAAAAAGAUUGUGCUCAGUUUGGGUUUAAAGUUCCCGAGUGUUCAUGCUGUUAGGAAAGCGAUAAGGUAUCAUUCGAUCGAGAACCACUACGAUUACUACCUUCUUCAUAAUGGAAGGAAGAGGGUGAGUGUGUAUUGUAGGUAUAGAUGUAGUUGUCCAUGGGAUAAAAAGCAUGCAAAGCUUGUAAAGUGUGUGUGUGAUGAUCCACAUAAGUGUAGGUUUAAGAUUCAUGUGAAGAAACUAAGGAUGGAAGAAACGUUUCAGAUCAAGUCUUUAAGGUUAAAGCAUACUUGUGGUGUGGUUCAUUCAAGUUCUAAAAUCACAUCGGAGUGGUUAGCUGAGAAGUAUUUGGAGGAGUGGAGGUCAGAACCAUAUUGGAGGCUUGUUAAGUUUAGGGAAAGGGUUUACAAGGAAACGGGGCUACAUAUUGGAUACUACAAGUCAUGGUUUGCUAGGGCUAGAGCCAAAUUGAUUCUGUAUGGGGAUGCUGCAGAUGAGUAUGCUGCUGUGUAUGACUAUGGGUAUGCAAUUCUUCAAUACAAUCCUGGUUCUUCAGCCUAUGUACAAUGCCAGAUCAGAGAGACAACCCCACUCCGUUCUUUCAAAGAUUGUACGUCUGUUUUGAGGCUCUCAAAGUGGGUUUUAAGAAUGGAUGUAGGCCCCUGA